GAAGGCAGGAGGAGCAGGGAAGAUGGCGGCGCCUAUGAGAAACGUGGAUGAGAUCCGUGAUCGAGUGAUUUUGGGUGAAUUUGGAGUUAGAAAUGUCCAUUCCACAGAUUUCCCAGGAAAUUAUCCUGGUUAUGAUGACACAUGGGAUCUAAGGAAAUUCAAAAAGAAUUUUAGGCUCGACGUGUUUCACAUGGAUGAAAACACGCUGGAGUUUGAUAUGGUGGGAAUAGAUGCUGCCGUUGCUAAUGCUUUUCGUCGGAUAUUACUCGCCGAGGUUCCAACUAUGGCAAUUGAGAAGGUUUUCAUUUAUAAUAAUACAUCAAUCAUUCAGGAUGAGAUCCUAGCCCACAGACUUGGUUUGAUACCCAUCAAAGCUGAUCCUCGUCUGUUUGAGUACAGAAAUGCUGGUGAUGAAGAAGGCACAGAAAUCGAUACGAUUCAGCUUCAACUAAAGAUCAAAUGUACAAGGAAUCCCAGGGCCUCGAAAGACUCGUCAGAUCCCAAGGAACUAUACAAGAAUCACAUGGUAUAUUCAAAGGACAUAACAUGGGUGCCCAUUGGAAACCAGGCUGAUGUGUUUGCUGAUGCUAAGAUUGGCCCCGUGCAUGGGGACAUCCUCUUGGCGCAGCUCCGGCCGGGACAAGAGCUUGACAUAGUUAUGCACUGCGUCAAAGGAAUAGGCAAGGACCAUGCCAAGUUUUCCCCAGUGGCCACAGCUAGCUACAGACUACUCCCUGAAAUCACGUUACUGCAGACUAUUGAAGGAGAAAAGGCUGAGAGAUUGAAGCGUUGCUUCUCACCUGGAGUCAUUGAAUUAGAGAAUAUUGAUGGAAGACGGGUGGCCAAAGUGGUCAACAGUCGCCUAGACACGUGCAGCAGAGAAGUGCUCAGGCAUGAUGACCUAAAGAGUUUGGUAAAACUAGGAAGAGUACGGGAUCACUUUAUAUUCUCAGUGGAGUCCACUGGAAUCCUACCACCAGAUGUCCUUGUCAGUGAGGCAAUUAAUGUACUUAUUGCCAAGUGCCAGAAGUUCCUUAAUGAGAUUGAUUCUACAGAAAUGGAAUAGAGGAAAGAAAGUUGCAGCAUGUUUACUGCAGCCACCAUUAACAGGAUCUUAAGCGCUUGAAACUGUUAAGUGCAACUGGGUAACUGAAGUGGUGCAUGGCUGGGAAUUGUUCAUUUUCCUAUUUAUAACCUGACUAUGAAGAACAAAUGUUGGCAGACAGUAGUAUCAGUCUGCUGAAUCUCAAGCUUCUAAUUUUCCUGAAAUUUGCAGUGUUGUGGCACAUUGUACAAUCCCCCCUUUUUUGUAUUAAAUUUCUGUUAUUGACAAAAUAUCA
Molecule: messenger RNA, 1340 nt
Organism: Pygocentrus nattereri (red-bellied piranha)
Lineage: Eukaryota; Metazoa; Chordata; Actinopteri; Characiformes; Serrasalmidae
Gene: polr1c
Product: RNA polymerase I and III subunit C
Exons: 9
Coding region: 23-1066 (347 amino acids)
Biological process (GO): DNA-templated transcription
Cellular component (GO): RNA polymerase I complex; RNA polymerase III complex
Molecular function (GO): protein dimerization activity; DNA binding
Source: RefSeq, a predicted model, not a curated record